Molecule: messenger RNA, 2201 nt
Organism: Gorilla gorilla gorilla (western lowland gorilla)
Lineage: Eukaryota; Metazoa; Chordata; Mammalia; Primates; Hominidae
Gene: SIGLEC12
Product: sialic acid binding Ig like lectin 12
Exons: 8
Coding region: 1-1788 (595 amino acids)
Biological process (GO): cell adhesion
Cellular component (GO): plasma membrane
Molecular function (GO): sialic acid binding
Source: RefSeq, a predicted model, not a curated record
AUGCUACUGGUGCUGCUACUGCUGCCACCCCUGCUCUGUGGGAGAGUGGGGGCUAAGGAACAGAAGGAUUACCUGCUGACGAUGCAGAAGUCCGUGACGGUGCAGGAGGGCCUGUGUGUCUCUGUGCUUUGCUCCUUCUCCUACCCCCAAAAUGGCUGGACUGACUCCGAUCCAGUUCAUGGCUACUGGUUCCGGGCAGGGGACCACGUAAGCCGGAACGUUCCAGUGGCCACAAACAACCCAGCUCGAGCAGUGCAGGAGGAGACUCGGGACCGAUUCCACCUCCUUGGGGACCCACAGAACAAGGAUUGUACCCUGAGCAUCAGAGACACCAGAGAGAGUGAUGCAGGGACAUACGUCUUUCGUGUAGAGAGAGGAAAUAUGAAAUGGAAUUAUAAAUAUGACCAGCUCUCUGUGAAUGUGACAGCGUCCCAGGACCUACUGUCAAGAUACAGGCUGGAGGUGCCAGAGUCGGUGACUGUGCAGGAGGGUCUGUGUGUCUCUGUGCCCUGCAGUGUCCUUUACCCCCAUUACAACUGGACUGCCUCUAGCCCUGUUUAUGGAUCGUGGUUCAAGGAAGGGGCCGAUAUACCAUGGGAUAUUCCAGUGGCCACAAACACCCCAGGUGGAAAAGUGCAAGAGGAUACCCAGGGUCGAUUCCUCCUCCUUGGGGGCCCACAGACCAACAACUGCUCCCUGAGCAUCAGAGAUGCCAGGAAGGGAGAUUCAGGGAAGUACUACUUCCAGGUGGAGAGAGGAAGCAGGAAAUGGAACUACAUAUAUGACAAGCUCUCUGUGCAUGUGACAGCCCUGACUCACAUGCCCACCUUCUCCAUCCCGGGGACCCUGGAGUCUGGCCACCCCAGGAACCUGACCUGCUCUGUGCCCUGGGCCUGUGAACAGGGGACGCCCCCCACAAUCACCUGGAUGGGGGCCUCCGUGUCCUCCCUGGACCCCACUAUCACUCGUUCCUGGGUGCUCAGCCUCAUCCCAAAGCCCCAGGACCAUGGCACCAGCCUCACCUGUCAGGUGACCUUGCCUGGGGCUGGCGUGACCACGACCAGGGCUGUCCGACUCAACAUAUCCUAUCCUCCUCAGAACUUGACCAUGACUGUCUUCCAAGGAGAUGGCACAGCAUCCACAACCUUGAGGAAUGGCUCAGCCCUUUCAGUCCUGGAGGGCCAGUCCCUGCACCUUGUCUGUGCUGUCGACAGCAAUCCCCCUGCCAGGCUGAGCUGGACCUGGGGGAGCCUGACCCUGAGCCCCUCACAGUCCUCGAACCUUGGGGUGCUGGAGCUGCCUCGAGUGCAUGUGAAGGAUGAAGGGGAAUUCACCUGCCAAGCUCAGAACCCUCUAGGCUCCCAGCACAUUUCCCUGAGCCUCUCCCUGCAAAACGAGUACACAGGCAAAAUGAGGCCUAUAUCAGGAGUGACGCUAGGGGCGGUCGGGGGAGCUGGAGCCACAGCCCUGGUCUUCCUGUCCUUCUGCAUCAUCUUCGUUGUAGUGAGGUCCUGCAGGAAGCAAUCGGCAAGGCCAGCAGUGGGCGUGGGGGAUACAGACAUGGAGGACGCAAACGCUGUCAGGGGCUCAGCCUCUCAGGGACCCCUGAUUGAAUCCCCGGCAGAUGACAGCCCCCCACACCAUGCUCCGCCAGCCCUGGCCACCCCCUCCCCAGAGGAAGGAGAGAUCCAGUAUGCAUCCCUCAGCUUCCACAAAGCGAGGCCUCAGUACCCCCAGGAACAGGAGGCCAUCGGCUAUGAGUACUCCGAGAUCAACAUCCCCAAGUGAGAAACUGCAGAGACUCAGGCCUGUUUGAGGGCUCACGACCCCUCCAGCAAAGAAGCCCGAGGCUGAUUCCUUUAGAAUUAACAGCCCUCCAUGCUGUGCAACAGGACAUCAGAGCUUAUUGCUCCUGUCUAACUGAAAAUGUGUGCCUGAUGACCAAACUCUCCCUUUCUCCAUCCAAUCGGUCCACACUCCCCGCCCCGGCCUCUGGUACCCACCAUUCUCUUCUCUACUUCUCUGAGGUCGACUAUUUUAGGUUCCAAAUAUAGUGAGAUCGUAGAGUGUUUGUCUCUCUGUACCUGGCUUAUUUCACUCAACAUAAUGUUCUCUAGGUUCAUCCGUGUUGUUUCAAGUAACAGAAUAAUGUAUUGAAUAUUUCAAAAUGGCUAAAAGAGAGGAGUUUAAAUGUUGUCACC